Messenger RNA from Zea mays, 623 nucleotides. RefSeq lists its product as uncharacterized. NCBI's taxonomy places the organism in Eukaryota, Viridiplantae, Streptophyta, Magnoliopsida, Poales, Poaceae. The record is from RefSeq and is a predicted model, not a curated record. The transcript has 2 exons. The coding region runs from base 194 to 514 and encodes 106 amino acids.
CGCCAACGCUCACCUUCCAUCCCCGCGGAACCCCCAACGCUCACCUUCCAUCCUCGCGCACCUUCAUCCUCGCGGAUCCCGUGCUCCCUCGGGCGUUCCCUUCGCGCCCGCCCGCAGAUCUCCCAUCGACGUCGAUGCUCCGCGAUUAAGGGGAUCCAAGGCCAACAAACAGCAUGGCGCGCGUGUUGAGGGCAUGGGGAGGAGGUGCGUGGCCUCCAUCAACGCUCUCCUACCCAUCUGCUCCGCGAUCCCCGCCAUUCUUGUCGCUCACCUUCCAUCGACGACGCCACAUCGACCUCAGCAACCUCUGCCCACCUACAAGAACAACCGGUCGUUUUGUUGCGCUGUUGUGCACGCGGUUGUAGGGAGGGCGCAUUGUAGCGGCUACGAGGGACCGAUGUUCCUGUGUGGCAGUGACAACGACACCGUGGAGCUAAGACAAUGUCGGCAAGCUGAUUUUUCAGAUUGGAAUCUAUGGUUCUUUUUAAAGAUCGAAAAUGUUCUAGCAUCUUAAAAAGAUUUGUCAGAAUGUAAACAUUUGUUCCGAGGUCAUUUAGGCCUCAAACAUAAUUUCUUGGACUUAUUUCGUUGGAGGGAAUGAGACAUCUCGAGAUCUAAAUGUG